This is a messenger RNA of Girardinichthys multiradiatus, 725 nucleotides long. It is a transcript of the gene birc5a, whose product is annotated as baculoviral IAP repeat containing 5a. The transcript is spliced from 4 exons. The coding region runs from base 90 to 563 and encodes 157 amino acids. Lineage: Eukaryota; Metazoa; Chordata; Actinopteri; Cyprinodontiformes; Goodeidae. The record is from RefSeq and is a predicted model, not a curated record.
AAGAAGAAGACAGACAAAGCCCAAUCAAAACAGCCGAAGUGAUCAUCCGCCGAAAUUUAAAAACAUCCUCUAGCUUAGAAGCUACUAAGAUGGCACAAGUAGAGCUAAAAGAAGGUGGGUUCUGCUCGUUAAACACAGUGGACUUUAACGAAGAGAAUAUCAAGAUGUAUUUCUUCGAGAACAGACUUAAAACCUUUGGAGGGUGGCCUUUCCAGGAAGACUGCGUAUGCACCCCUGAAAACAUGGCCAGAGCCGGCUUCGUCCACACCCCCUCAGAGAACAGCCCAGACGUUGCAACGUGUUUCUUCUGCCUCAAGGAGCUGGAAGGCUGGGAGCCAGAGGAUGACCCAGAGAAGGAGCACAAAUCUCAUUCAUCAUCCUGCCACUUUAUCGCUCUGAAGAAAAAAGUAGAAGAUCUGACCACAGAAGAAUUCUUCAAACUUCAGAAGGAGAGGCACAAAUUUAUCAUAAACAAAGCUGGAAAUGAGGCCAUUGCCAAGUUUGAAGAAGCAGCCAAACUGAGACGAGUGGAAAUCUUCAAGACGGCCAUGGGAGAGGAGUGAACUGGGAAUCGAUCCAGACAGGGAGAUGGGAGGGAGGUGUGCCUGAGUGGAAAGCUGUCGAGGCUGAGCGAUUUCUCACUGAAAUCAUUGUAUUCAUGUCUUUGCUGUGCUGUUAAUUGCACUCUGUGUUCAUUCAUUAAAGUUGUUCUGUCUUAAAUGUUA